AUAGCGCACUCUCGGGGCGAUCGCUGUCUACCUGACAGCUGACUAGAAAAUUAUUUUAUAUGCACUUAAAACGUGAUAAAAAUGGCCGUAAUAUUGAACACACUUCACGCCAGGACGGCGACCAGGCUCAGUUUGCGCACGUUUAGGCUGCCGGGCCCGUGCAAAGUCACCCGGCCAAACGCGUUAAGGUCAUUGAAUACCAACACCACUGCCACCGGUUCAUCACAAUCAUCUAGAUGGCGGCAAAUUUUAUACACGACGGGAGCGGUGGCCGGCGUCGGCGCUAUCGGCCUGUACUACGCUCUCGACCAGUCGGUGAAGGCGUCGGACCUGGAGUUGCAUCCGCCCGCCUAUCCCUGGAGUCACAACGGCUUUAUCAAAGGCUUUGACCAUCAGAGUAUUCGCCGCGGAUAUGAGGUGUACAAACAGGUGUGCGCCGCCUGUCACGGCAUGAAGUACGUGUCCUAUCGGGAACUGGUGGGUGUGUCCCAUACGGAGGCCGAGGCCAAGCAGGAGGCCUCAGAGAUCCAAGUGCUGGACGGCCCGGACGACACCGGGAAGAUGUUUCUACGGCCCGGCAAACUGUUCGACCGCUUCCCGUCUCCCUAUCCCAACGAAGAGGCCGCCCGCGCGGCCAACAACGGCGCUCUACCGCCCGAUCUCAGCGUUAUUGUGCUCGCACGACACGGCGGCGAGGACUACAUAUUCUCGCUGCUGACCGGCUAUAUGGAGGCGCCGGCGGGUGUGGUGUUGGCCGACGGCAUGCACUUCAACCCGUACUUUGUGAGCGGUUCGGGCGCCAUAGGUAUGGCGCAGGCGUUGUUCAGCGAAAUGAUCGAUUACGAAGACGGCACGCCCGCCACGCAGAGCCAGUUGGCCAAAGACGUGGUUACUUUCCUGUCGUGGGCCGCGCAGCCCGAGUACGACACACGCAAAAAGGCGUCCAUCGAUGUGAGUAGUGUUGUGCCCACACGAUGGGUAUUGCUAAUAAUGAUACCAAUGUUGGCACUGUUGACGUUCUGGAAGCGGCACUUGUGGUCGACAAUCAAAUCGCGUAAAAUACUGUUCAGAGAGACACCGAAACUGCCGCCGAAGAAGUCUUAAUCGCCGCCACAAUAGUUAUAUAUUAAUUGCAUUGUAAUUGAAAAUAUUAAUUAUUAUUAAUAUUAAGUGAAUUAGUUAUGGAUUUUAAUUAUUUAAUUAAUUGAUUAUUUAAAAUGACAGCAAAAAUGUCCGCU
Molecule: messenger RNA, 1238 nt
Organism: Medioppia subpectinata
Lineage: Eukaryota; Metazoa; Arthropoda; Arachnida; Sarcoptiformes; Oppiidae
Source: the annotation of a GenBank genome assembly